Vitis riparia (riverbank grape) is the source of this 1620-nucleotide messenger RNA. Its product is annotated as phenylcoumaran benzylic ether reductase Pyrc5-like. The transcript is spliced from 7 exons. NCBI's taxonomy places the organism in Eukaryota, Viridiplantae, Streptophyta, Magnoliopsida, Vitales, Vitaceae. Bases 65 to 1021 code for a protein of 318 amino acids. The record is from RefSeq and is a predicted model, not a curated record. Gene Ontology annotation, molecular function: oxidoreductase activity.
UCACCUUACGCUUAGUCCUCUCAAUUCCACAUUUCUCGCAGGAGAUUCGCCGGAAAAGCUCACAAUGUCCGAAAAGAGCAAGAUUCUCAUAAUAGGCGCCACUGGCUACAUCGGAAAAUUCAUCGUCGCUGCCAGCGCUAAGUCCGGUCACCCUACCUUCGCUCUCGUCAGAGAAUCCGCCGUUUCGAAUCCUUCCAAGUCGGAAAUCAUUGAGAGUUUCAAGACCUCCGGCGUGGCUUUGGUGUAUGGAGAUCUAUACGAUCACGAGAGUUUGGUGAAGGCGAUUAAGCAAGUGGAUGUGGUCAUCUCGACCGUUGGUCGCGCACAGUUGUCGGAUCAAGUCAAGAUCAUUGCUGCCAUCAAAGAAGCUGGAAAUGUCAAGCUUCUUCUUGAAGUGCUUUAUUUCAUCCAGAGAUUCUUCCCAUCAGAGUUUGGAAAUGAUGUGGACCGUGUCCAUGCGGUUGAGCCAGCAAAAACAGCAUUUGAGAUAAAGGCUCAAAUCCGCCGCACUAUUGAGGCUGAAGGAAUUCCCUACACCUAUCUGUCCUCCAACACAUUUGCUGGCUUUUUCCUUCCUACAUUUUCACAGCCUGGAGCCACCGCUCCCCCCAGGGAUAAAGUUAUUAUUUUAGGAGAUGGGAAUCCAAAAGCUGUUUUUAACAAGGAGGAUGACAUUGGCACCUAUACUAUUAAAGCUGCGGAUGAUCCUAGAACCUUGAGCAAAAUCCUUUACAUCAGGCCUCCUCAGAACACCUACUCAUUCAACGAAAUUGUCUCCUUAUGGGAAAAGAAGAUUGGAAAAACCCUUGAGAAGAUAUAUGUUCCAGAGGAGCAAGUUCUGAAGAACAUCCAAGAAGCCUCUGUUCCACUCAAUGUGAUGUUAGCAAUCAGUCACUCUGUUUUCAUUAAGGGAGACCACACCAACUUUGAGAUCAAGCCAUCAUUUGGAGUGGAGGCUUCAGAGCUAUAUCCUGAUGUCAAAUACACAACUGUGGAUGAGUACCUCAACCAGUUUGUGUGAGAGCUUCAUUUGAACUUCUACAAUAUAGAAGAUGAGAAGCCUCAGCUCCACUCAAGGCAAUAUUAUCAAUCGAUCACUCUGUUUUCGUUAAGGGUGACCAGACCAACUUCGAGAUCGAUCCAUCAUUUGGAGUGGAGGCUUCAGAGCUAUAUCCUGAUGUCAAAUAGUAUGAGGUUAGACUCUGGUCCUGAUAGUUUUCAACCUUUUCAUUUUCAUGCUGCACUAUCUAAAUAAGCAAACAUGUGUGGCUGUCUUAAUUCAUGUUGUGUGGAAAAUAGUGGAUUAUUUCCUUGUCUAUGCCAUUGGGCAUAUUCUGUAGUAGGACAAUGUGCCUUUCUAAUCUUAUCCAAGUAGAAGUUUCUGGAAUUAGAUUUUUUAUCUUCUCUGAUACCUGAUUAGAGAUGGAGCUAUACAGAACGGAACACCUAGCUCCUACUAUAAUAUUUCUAGCUCAAGAGAGGGAGCUUGAAAGAAACAGGCUUGAUGAAGAAAUAAAUGUAUAUAAAACAAUUACAAGGCUUAUUCUAUUGAGACAAGAAAAGGCAAUGAUGUAAUUCAUGAACUAUUCAAGUUUGAAAUUUGAUACAACGGUUGUCCUU